Molecule: messenger RNA, 1179 nt
Organism: Olea europaea var. sylvestris
Lineage: Eukaryota; Viridiplantae; Streptophyta; Magnoliopsida; Lamiales; Oleaceae
Product: calcium uptake protein, mitochondrial-like
Exons: 3
Coding region: 317-1060 (247 amino acids)
Biological process (GO): calcium import into the mitochondrion; mitochondrial calcium ion homeostasis
Cellular component (GO): uniplex complex
Molecular function (GO): calcium ion binding
Source: RefSeq, a predicted model, not a curated record
GAAGAAAGAGAAAAAUGGAAUAUCGUUUUAAUGGGAGCCAAACGAGGUCUUCCAUGUGAAGUUAGUUUUUGAGCACAAUAGGUUGUUCAUGUGAUUCAACUCGUCGAUUGAAAAUGGUUAUGGCUUGCUUAGUUGAUAGACACAAUUGUGUGCUUUGAUUUGAGUUUCUUGGGAUAUUAGAUCUUUGCUUCGUAUCCUCUCUUGCCUGUAUGUUUGGAGAAGGUUAUAACUGUCUUAUCUGUUUCUCCAUAUUUUUUGAUUUAUUCUAGUUUCCACAUGAAAAAGCACUCAUCUCUUCUGAGGCUUGACACAUUUGAUGUUUAUGACUAACAGAGAAAUAGAUAGAGAGGAAUUCAAGAAAGUAAUGAGCUGGAUGCGAUCACACAAUAGACAAGGGGCUGUCCACAGUGAUGGACUUCGAGCAGGGCACAAAUUAGGAGAUUCAGCUGAAAAUGGAGGCCUGGUGGAGUACUUCUUUGGCAAAGAUGGCAAGUUGCGCCUCCAACACGACAAAUUUGUCCAAUUCUUGAGAGAUCUGCGUGAUGAGAUGCUAAGUCUGGAGUUUGCCCAUUAUGACUACAAGGUACAAGGAACAAUAUCUGCCAAAGAUUUUGCUCUGACCAUGGUGGCAUCUGCUGAUAUGAAGCACUUGAAUAAAUUGCUUGAUCGGGUUGAUGAUUUAGAUAAUGUGCCACGUCUCAGAAAUAUGCGCAUCACGAUUGACGAAUUUAAAAGUUUUGCAGAGCUGCGAAGGAAGUUGCAGUCAUUUUCUCUUGCACUUUUUAGUUUUGGACAAGUUAAUGGGCUGUUGACGAGGAAGGAUUUACAACGAGCUGCUUCCCAAGUGUGUGGCAUCUCUCUUACCGACAAUGUGAUUGAGAUUAUCUUCCAUUUGUUUGACACAAAUCGUGAUGGAAGUUUAAGUGCGAGCGAGUUUGUAAGAGUUCUACAGAAGCGGGAAAGAGAUAUUGCACAACCCACAGAGGCAGGCAUGUUGAGCUUUUUGUCCUGCUGUGGGGACUGUAGAAAAACCUACUCUAUUGCAAGGUUGUUAUCCUAAAGAUUAUGAAUUUAUAUAAUUGGGGAUUAGAUCUCCUGUUUCCCUUCCCACUUUGUAAUAUAGCAAAUAAAAGAGAUUGAAUUGAAUGUUCUGAGAUUGGGUUGGCAACGGCUUGGUUA